AUGUCCCGCUCUCAGCUUGAAGUGCGUGAUCUCGUCCGCCCGACCCGCUGCUUGUUGACCCCAGCACUACCAGGCAGCGUUUUUACGCCGUCUUCGCGAGACCCCGGUCACGUACCCCCCCAAAUAGGUCAUGUUCCGCCCUCAUGUGACAGUGCGUACAGCGGCAUCGAGGAGAUCGAAGAAGACAGCAGUCAAGACGAAGAGGGGGAUGGAACGGAACAAGACUCAGAUGAAGCCUACUAUCACGAGUAUGAGAGGUCGUUUGCACGUGAAGUUGAAGCCUACAGAUGUCUUGGACACCUCCAGGGCUCUGCCAUCCCCCGGCUCUAUGGUUUAGGUCGGGUCAUUUCAGGCCACGGUGAAGGUCGCGCAAUAUCUCCCCAAGUGCUUUUCAUGGAAUACAUCCCAGGCAAGAACCUCGCAACCAUCCAAGAUCCCCAUUCAGUCCCUAUUUCAGCAUACCAAGAGCUCGUAAAGGCCGUGAGUAGCCUUGCAUCUUUCGGUACCAUCCAUGCCGACAUGCGCCCAGAAAACAUUGUCGUAUCUUGCAGUAACCCUAGACGCGUGGUGCUCAUCGACUUUGGGGUGCGUCUAUUUCGUUAUACUGAUGAGUCUAACGACAACUGGGAAGAGAAUGUCAUGACCGAAGGGGACGAGAGGGAGCUCCGGCGCUAUUUGGAGAGGUCGGGCAUCUGGCACCAGGAAUUGUGCGCGUAA
Suillus subaureus is the source of this 717-nucleotide messenger RNA. RefSeq lists its product as uncharacterized. Gene Ontology annotation, biological process: protein phosphorylation. The record is from RefSeq and is a predicted model, not a curated record. Lineage: Eukaryota; Fungi; Basidiomycota; Agaricomycetes; Boletales; Suillaceae. Bases 1 to 717 code for a protein of 238 amino acids. Gene Ontology annotation, molecular function: ATP binding; protein kinase activity. The transcript has 4 exons.